CAACAGAUAUUUUGUGAGUGCCUACUCUGUGCUAGCCCGUGUUAGGCACUGGGGACACAGGUGGAAAAGUCCACAUUGUUCUCUGCUCUCCUGGUGCUCAUCACUCCGAAGAGUUAUGUCAUGCCCAGACCAGCAGAGGGCUCCAUGAGGAUUUAUGGAAGAUGCCCCGCGUCUCGGCGCCUUUGGCGCUGCUUCCUGCGUGGCUCGUGAUGGUCGCCUGCAGCCCGCACUCCCUGAGGAUCGCUGCUAUCCUGGAUGACCCCAUGGAGUGCAGCAGAGGGGAGCGGCUCUCCAUCACCUUGGCCAAGAACCGCAUCAACCGCGCUCCUGAGAGGCUGGGCAAGGCCAAGGUCGAAGUGGACAUCUUUGAGCUUCUCAGAGACAGCGAGUACGAGACUGCAGAAACCAUGUGUCAGAUCCUCCCCAAGGGGGUGGUCGCUGUCCUGGGACCAUCGUCCAGUCCAGCCUCCAGCUCCAUCAUCAGCAACAUCUGUGGGGAGAAGGAGGUCCCUCAUUUCAAAGUGGCCCCCGAGGAGUUUGUCAAGUUCCAGUUCCAGAGAUUCACAACCCUGAACCUCCACCCCAGCAACACCGACAUCAGCGUGGCUGUGGCUGGGGUCCUGAACUUCUUCAACUGCACCACCGCCUGCCUCAUCUGUGCCAAAGCAGAAUGCCUUUUAAACCUAGAGAAGCUGCUCCGGCAAUUCCUUAUCUCCAAGGACACACUCUCGGUCCGGAUGCUGGAUGACACCCGGGACCCCACCCCACUCCUCAAGGAAAUCCGAGACGACAAGACAGCCACCAUCAUCAUCCACGCCAACGCCUCCAUGUCCCACACCAUCCUCCUGAAGGCGGCUGAACUUGGGAUGGUGUCAGCCUAUUACACAUACAUCUUCACUAAUCUGGAGUUCUCGCUCCAGAGAAUGGACAGCCUCAUGGACGAUCGUGUCAACAUCCUUGGAUUUUCCAUUUUCAACCAAUCCCAUGCUUUCUUUCAAGAGUUUGCCCAGAGCCUCAACCAGUCUUGGCAGGAGAACUGCGACCAUGUCCCCUUCACCGGGCCUGCGCUCUCCUCUGCCCUGCUGUUUGAUGCUGUCUAUGCCGUGGUGACCGCCGUGCAGGAGCUGAACCGGAGUCAGGAGAUCGGUGUGAAGCCCCUGUCCUGCGGCUCUGCCCAGAUCUGGCAGCAUGGCACCAGCCUCAUGAACUACCUGCGCAUGGUAGAAUUGGAAGGUCUCACCGGCCACAUCGAAUUCAACAGCAAAGGACAGAGGUCCAACUAUGCCUUGAAAAUCUUACAGUUCACGAGGAAUGGUUUCCGGCAGAUCGGCCAGUGGCACGUGGCAGAGGGCCUCAGCAUGGACAGCCGCCUGUACGCCUCCAACAUCUCCGACAGCCUCUUCAACACCACUCUGGUCGUCACUACCAUCCUGGAAAACCCGUAUUUAAUGCUGAAGGGGAACCACCAGGAGAUGGAAGGCAACGACCGCUACGAGGGCUUCUGUGUGGACAUGCUCAAGGAGCUGGCAGAGAUCCUGAGAUUCAACUACAAGAUCCGCCUGGUCGGGGACGGCGUGUAUGGCGUUCCUGAGGCCAACGGCACCUGGACGGGAAUGGUCGGGGAGCUGAUUGCUAGGAAAGCAGAUCUGGCUGUGGCAGGCCUCACUAUCACGGCUGAACGGGAGAAGGUGAUUGAUUUCUCUAAGCCAUUCAUGACUCUGGGAAUUAGCAUUCUUUACCGCGUUCAUAUGGGACGCAAACCCGGAUAUUUCUCCUUCCUGGACCCAUUUUCUCCUGGCGUCUGGCUCUUCAUGCUUCUAGCCUAUCUGGCUGUCAGCUGUGUCCUCUUCCUUGUGGCUCGGUUGACACCCUACGAGUGGUACAGCCCACACCCGUGUGCACAGGGCCGGUGCAACCUCCUGGUGAACCAGUACUCCCUGGGCAACAGCCUGUGGUUUCCUGUCGGGGGCUUCAUGCAGCAGGGCUCCACCAUCGCCCCUCGUGCCCUGUCCACACGCUGUGUCAGUGGCGUCUGGUGGGCUUUCACGCUGAUCAUCAUCUCAUCCUACACGGCCAACCUGGCAGCAUUCCUGACUGUGCAGCGCAUGGAUGUGCCCAUUGAGUCAGUGGAUGACCUGGCUGACCAGACCGCCAUCGAGUAUGGCACAAUCCACGGAGGCUCCAGCAUGACCUUCUUCCAAAAUUCCCGCUACCAGACCUACCAACGCAUGUGGAAUUACAUGUACUCCAAGCAACCGAGUGUGUUUGUGAAGAGCACGGAGGAGGGGAUCGCCAGGGUGUUGAACUCCAACUACGCCUUCCUCCUGGAGUCCACCAUGAACGAGUACUACCGGCAGCGCAACUGCAACCUCACUCAGAUUGGGGGCCUGCUGGACACCAAGGGCUAUGGGAUUGGCAUGCCAGUCGGCUCGGUUUUCCGGGACGAGUUUGACCUGGCCAUUCUCCAGCUGCAGGAGAACAACCGCCUGGAGAUCCUGAAGCGUAAAUGGUGGGAAGGGGGGAAGUGCCCCAAGGAGGAAGAUCACAGAGCUAAAGGCCUGGGAAUGGAGAAUAUUGGUGGAAUCUUUGUGGUUCUUAUUUGUGGCUUAAUCGUGGCCAUUUUUAUGGCUAUGUUGGAGUUUUUGUGGACUCUCAGACACUCAGAAGCAACUGAGGUGUCCGUCUGCCAGGAGAUGGUUUCCGAGCUGCGCAGCAUCGUCCUGUGUCAGGACAGUAUCCACCCCCGCCGGCGGCGCUCGGGGGUCCCUCAGCCCCGGCCCCCGGGCCCCGAGGAGCGUCGGCCGCGGGGCACCGCGACGCUCAGCAACGGCAAGCUGUGCGGGGCGGGCGAGCCGGACCAGCUGGCGCAGAGACUGGCGCAGGAGGCCGCGCUGGUGGCCCGCGGCUGCACGCACAUCCGCGUCUGCCCCGAGUGCCGCCGCUUCCAAGGCCUGCGGGCGCGGCCGUCGCCUGCCCGCAGCGACGAGAGCCUGGAGUGGGACAAGACCACCAACAGCAGCGAGCCUGAGUAGCGGGCGGCCAACGUGCGGAGGGAGGCAGGUGGGGAGGCGCGCGCCGCCGGGCCGGACUUGUACAGCGUCACCACUUCUCUCCGGAUUCUGGAUCCAGUCACUUUCCAAAAUGAUCAAAGAGCCUGACGCCUCAGCCAGAGACAGCGCCCGGUCCGGAGCGGGGUCCACCCAGAGACGUUGCACCCAAGUGGCAAAGGAUGCUUUCCCCCCCCCUCGUGGGCGUAAGGACCCAUCUUCUCCUAGGGGGCUUUUUCCUCUGCCAAAACAGUACAGAAUCUGGGGUGGGGGUCCCUGCCCGGACAGGUCCAAUGAGUUGGUGGAAUCCUCAGUUGAAUUCCCCCCCCGGGAAGGGGCCAUUGUACCCUCGGGCUACUUCUUACAGAAAAAAAAAAAAAAAAAGAAUUAAACUCAACAGGGACGUUUUUUCUUUCCUGGAUUUGUAUAUUUUUUUGGUUUUGGUUUUGUUUUUCCACUUUUCUUCUUUGUCAUCUUCUCAGUUCUGUUCAGUUGCUUUGAGUUUUUGGAGGGGAAGGCUGGGUUAGGGAAUGGAAGUCUAAUCCCUAUUCCUUUCCCCGGAAUCUUAGGAUAUGGAGUAGCCAGUGCAUUAGAUUUCAGGUGCUGAACUCUCCUCUCUGUGUGGUAAUUGAGGACCUGCUGGAGCUUAGGAAAAGGGUCUUGGAAGGAAUCAGGUGGAGAGUCUCACAAGCCCAUUAAAGUACUUUUUAAAUGCCAAAAAGUAAUUAAAAAUAGUCAACUCUGAGAGACCUCAAAAUACCUGGACUUUCAAGAGUUAAUCAGUCUUUUCUUUCUCUCUCUUUUUUGUUUCUUUCACUAUUAUUGGGUUUAAUUUACUCUUUUGUGAGUAUGGGCUCUGAACAAAGACAAGGGAGAUAAUGCACAAAUUAUCCUGGCUCUUGUUUAAGGAGCAGAGAGGGUAAUUAUAAUUUUCCCAGACCAUGGCCUUGACCUCUUUUUGGAGUGUACUGUUCAUAGAGGAGGAAGGUCAAGGUCACCCUGUUGGUAUGGUGAAUACCUUGUCAAUCGCAUCUCUUUUUAACCAAAUUCAGUGGCUGCCUGUGACCAGACCCCCAAGGCUAUCAUGGAUUGAGUGGUUUCUUGCUAUUUAAAUGGGCGAUCUCGUGUGUGUGUGUGUGUGUGUGUGUGUGUGUGUGUUUUCACUAAAUGGAAAGACCUUAACUAAUCAAGAAUUUGCUGGGUUCCUGAGAGAGAGGUGGAUUCUCAAGCCUGGGAACCAGGAACUCUUGAGUCCUAACCUCAGCUCGGGCAGUAGCCUCCCCUUUGUAUGACUUCCAUCCUCAACAUAGGAGUUACUGAUGCUCUCCAGGCCAUCAGAUGACUGCUAGUUACUGCUCCACUUGCCAGAAGUUUGCAAGGGCCAGAGCAUGUAUCUAAAGGGAGGGGCGAGCUCGCAGCAGCUGCCUGACCUUUGCUUAGCUUCACCAGUUGAGAGUUUCCUGCAGAGAGUUUUCAUUUUCCGAUGGAAAACAAAUUCUAUGCAAUUUCUGAUUGUAAACUUAGAAAAUUCAGAGGGAGAGAGAAACUCAUAGCCAGCCUCCUCCACCUCCACCUUUACCAACGUUGCCACCACCUUGAAUUGAAUUGUCUUCACAUUGUUUCUGUUUGAAUGUACUACAAUAAAGACAUCUUUGGCAGAUGCUGGGCUUAAUUCCUGUUUUUUCUGGUUGGGGAGGUCAGCAUCCUCUUUGUACCAGGACAGUUAGUUAGAGCUGCCAUCCUGGGGACCAAAUGGUACCCUGAUUAUUCAGAUGAAGGAUGCCAGCUUUGUCCUAAGCUGACCUCUUCUCUCUCAUGACUUUGAAUCCUUUUGCUUUUUUUCUCUCGAAACCAUCAGAUGACAGUCAGCUGUGCAAGACACUUGUGUAUUUUUUUAACCUUGCCUCAAGCCUCGGGGAGAAACGUGGAUUAGCUGGGAGGGGCACCCGAAGGCCAAGUGACUGCAGACCCCAAUGGUGCCACUCUGUUCCGACCCGCAGCUCCAUCUCAUGCUUCUGACAAUGUGGUUCCUACUGUCAGAUCACAUUUGGGGCGGGAAGGGUUGUUUUUUUAAAAAAAAAAACUUGUUUUUAUGAGCAGGAUAUCUUGAUCAAUAGCAAACUUUUUUUAAUGGAUUAGUGACAUCAGUGUCCCCAUGCAUCAUUUAUAAAGUCUGUUCCUUACACAGUGUGGAAUGAAGAUAAGACGGACAGCACUAGACAGUUUCUAUUAGCUGCUGAGACCAUCGCCGCCGCACCUCACUCAAGCUGGUGAGUGAAACUGCAACCAGCUAAUCCCCUUCCUUGGUUUGUCUCCCCUUUUUAUCUGUUGGUCGUUGGCUUUCUUUUCCAUUCUGUAUUUUCUAUCUGACUCUGUACACUGUAUAAAAGCAGUUUUUUCUUGUCUGUUGAUCUUUCUUCGACUGGAAUUUACAAUAAAACAGAAACAAACCCUGAAA
Otolemur garnettii (small-eared galago) is the source of this 5505-nucleotide messenger RNA. It is a transcript of the gene GRIK4, whose product is annotated as glutamate ionotropic receptor kainate type subunit 4. Lineage: Eukaryota; Metazoa; Chordata; Mammalia; Primates; Galagidae. Gene Ontology annotation, cellular component: postsynaptic membrane; presynaptic membrane; kainate selective glutamate receptor complex. Gene Ontology annotation, biological process: modulation of chemical synaptic transmission; synaptic transmission, glutamatergic; monoatomic ion transport. The record is from RefSeq and is a predicted model, not a curated record. Gene Ontology annotation, molecular function: transmitter-gated monoatomic ion channel activity involved in regulation of postsynaptic membrane potential; kainate selective glutamate receptor activity. Bases 162 to 3032 code for a protein of 956 amino acids. The transcript is spliced from 20 exons.